This is a messenger RNA of Perca flavescens (yellow perch), 1866 nucleotides long. Its product is annotated as dopamine beta-hydroxylase-like. Gene Ontology annotation, biological process: octopamine biosynthetic process; norepinephrine biosynthetic process; dopamine catabolic process. Gene Ontology annotation, cellular component: secretory granule membrane. Lineage: Eukaryota; Metazoa; Chordata; Actinopteri; Perciformes; Percidae. Bases 1 to 1866 code for a protein of 621 amino acids. The transcript has 12 exons. The record is from RefSeq and is a predicted model, not a curated record. Gene Ontology annotation, molecular function: dopamine beta-monooxygenase activity; copper ion binding.
AUGAGGAUCUGCAAUAAGAACCUUCGCCUUCAGGACGUCACCAUCAUGUACUUCACUGCCCUGGCUGCUCUAAUGGUGAUCUUGGUGGCUUCAUAUCAGGGGCCCACCAACGCUAUUGAAUUGUCCAGCCUUAAAUCAAACCCUUCCCGCCCUCUCCCACCUCUCCCCAUGCCCUUUCGCGUGCCCCUUGACCCACGCGGGAAUCUCCAGCUGGCCUGGAACAUCAGCUACGCCGACCAGGAGGUUUACAUGGAGCUGAGGGUCGCAGAGCUCAAACACGGCGUGGUCCUGGGGAUGUCUGACCAAGGGGAGCUGACGAACGCUGACCUGGUGGUGCUGUGGGACUCUGGAGCUAAUAGCUAUUUUGGGGAUGCGUGGAGCGACAGCGAGGGUCACGUUUCAUUGGACAGCCAACAAGACUACGAGUUGAUGGAAGCCAAACACAAAUCUGAUGAAUUCUACCUACUCUUCAAGAGACCGUUCAGUACCUGUGAUCCCAGAGACUACCUCAUAGAGGAGGGAACUGUGCACAUCAUCUAUGGAUUUUUGGAUAAACCACUUGCCUCGCUGGAGCAGCUGAACCUGUCCCGGAUCCACACAGGAGUACAGAGAGUGCUGAUGCUGCGCCCUGACACACCGUCACCCACACUGCCUCCAGAUGUGCAGACGCUGGAUGUCGUGGCUCCAAAUGUCGUCAUCCCAAAUCAAGAGACCACCUACUGGUGCUUCAUACAGAAGCUGCCUGAAAACAUGCCCAAGAACCACAUUGUUAUGUAUGAGUCAGUGAUAACUCCAGGUAACGAGGCCAUCGUGCAUCACAUAGAAGUAUUCGAAUGUUCUCCGGAUGUCAGCGACGUUCCAGAGUAUAGCGGCUCUUGUGAUGACAAGAUGAAGCCGGGCAAGCUCAACUUCUGUCGCCAUGUGCUUGCUGCAUGGGCUAUGGGUGCUGAGGCUUUUUACUAUCCUCCUGAUGCAGGGCUGCCUAUGGGUGGACCAGGUUCCUCGAGGUUCCUUCGUCUUGAGGUCCAUUACCACAACCCUCUCCUUAUAUCUGGCCAUCCUGACUCAUCAGGGAUACGGUUGCAUUACACCCCAAGUUUGAGGCGGUACGAUGCAGGGAUCAUGGAGCUGGGCCUCGUUUACACUCCUAUCAUGGCUAUCCCGCCCAAGCAACACACCUUCUACCUCAGUGGAUAUUGCACCUCCAAGUGUACACAGACUGCUUUGCCUCCAGGAGGAAUCUAUAUAUUUGCGUCUCAGCUGCACACCCACCUGGCGGGGCGUGGGGUGAGGACAGUUUUGGUGAGAGGAGGCAAAGAGCUGGAGGUGGUACAGGAAGACCAGCACUUCAGUUCACACUACCAGACAAUCCGAGUUCUAAGGAAAAUGGCAAAUGUUUUACCUGGUGACGUCCUCAUAACAAAGUGUACUUAUAACACAGAAGAUAGGAGCAAGCCUACAGUGGGAGGUUUUGGCAUCAUGGAAGAAAUGUGUGUUAACUACAUUCACUACUACCCUCGAACUAAGCUGGAGCUCUGCAAGAGCCACGUUGACCCAGGAUACCUGCAGAAAUACUUUAACUUCAUUAACAGGUUCCACGGAAAUGACCAGUGUGUGUGUGGUGAGGUGGGUGUGACGGAGCAGUAUUCUCAACUACAGUGGGACACAUUCACCACAGAAGUGCUGGACUCCCUUUAUAAUACAGCCCCCAUCUCCAUGCACUGCAACCAGUCAACUGCACGCCUCUUUCCUGGAGAGUGGGACAAACAGCCUGUACCGGUGGUUACUUCCAUCCUUGAAAAACCUCGCUACCCCUGUGAGGGAGGAUCACUUCCCACCAGCCGCCCCCUUACACCCCCGAUCUGA